Malurus melanocephalus (red-backed fairy wren) is the source of this 3054-nucleotide messenger RNA. RefSeq names its product VRK serine/threonine kinase 1 (gene VRK1). Lineage: Eukaryota; Metazoa; Chordata; Aves; Passeriformes; Maluridae. The transcript has 13 exons. The record is from RefSeq and is a predicted model, not a curated record. Bases 248 to 1480 code for a protein of 410 amino acids. Gene Ontology annotation, cellular component: cytoplasm; nucleus. Gene Ontology annotation, biological process: peptidyl-serine phosphorylation; signal transduction. Gene Ontology annotation, molecular function: protein serine/threonine kinase activity; ATP binding.
UUGGGGUUUUGUUUUUUAGGAGGCGCGUUUUGGGGCACUGUUCCUCAUCCCCCUUCGCCGUGCCGAGCGUCCCCGGCCCUCCUGGCGGRUUGCGGACCGGUUUUCCCGCUUCCCUCGCGGAGGAGGCCGGUGGUACCGCCGGGGCCUGCUCGCGCCCUGUUCGUCCCCAGAGGCAGCGAAGGCGCCUUCCCUUCCUUCUGGCCCAGGCCGUGGCGCCGACAGGGAGGCAGAGAACGGGGCAGGGAAAAUGCCAAAUARUAAGAAAAUGGCUGGGAAAAAAGCCCCUGCAAAGAGAAAACUUGCUGAAGUGUUUGCUCUGGGGGAGGUUCUAGCAGAUACAUCACGAAAAGAAUGGAAAUUAGGUGCUCCUAUAGGGCAGGGAGGCUUUGGACGCCUAUACAUUGCUGAUGUUAAUUCUUCAAAGUCGGUUGGCAGUGAUGCCCCUUAUGUUGCGAAAGUGGAACCCAGCCAGAAUGGACCUCUUUUUACUGAGUUAAAGUUCUACAUGAGAGCUGCUAAGCCAGAUGAAAUUCAGAAGUGGACUAAGUCCCAUAAACUGAAAUAUUUAGGUGUACCAAGAUAUUGGGGUUCUGGCUUGCAUGAAAGGAAUGGAAACAGCUAUCGAUUUAUGAUAAUGGACCGAUUUGGCAGAGAUCUUCAGAAGAUGUAUGAAGAGAAUGCAAAGCAAUUUUCCCGUAAAACUGUACUACAAUUAGGCCUGAGAAUACUUGAGAUUCUGGAAUACGUCCAUGAGCAUGAAUACGUGCAUGGAGACAUCAAGGCCGCUAAUCUCCUUCUGAGUUACAAGAACCCUAAUCAGGURUACUUGGUGGAUUAUGGACUUGCUUACCGAUAUUGUCCUGAAGGAGUUCACAAAGUAUAUAAAGAAGAUCCCAAAAGGUGCCAUGAUGGAACAAUUGAAUAUACCAGUAUUGAUGCACACAAGGGUGUGGCACCUUCGAGACGUGGUGAUCUGGAGAUUUUGGGUUACUGUAUGAUUCAUUGGCUUAGUGGUCAUCUACCGUGGGAAGAUAACUUGAAAGAUCCAAAUUUUGUCAGAGACUCAAAAAUUAGAUGUAGAGAUAAUAUUUCCAUUUUGAUGGACAAAUGCUUUCCUGGAAARAAUAAACCAGGUGAAAUAGCCAAAUAUAUGGAAAAGGUGAAGCUACUGAGCUAUGAAGAGAAACCUGUUUAUCAGCAUUUCCGAGAAAUACUUCUGCAAGGUCUUAAGGCCAUUGGACAGAAGGAUGAUGGAGUCCUUGACUUUGGCUUGGCAGAGAAUGGAGACUUUCAAAGAAAUCCUAGAAGAAGAAAGGCAGCAGCUGCRGUCAGUGAGAGCACUGAGGCGGAAAUGGAAGAUUCAGGAAGUCCAAAAAAAAAAAAGAAAGCUGCUCCUUCUAAUGCAGUUGCUACCAGAACCCAGCAGACCUCACCAAAACCCAAGAAAAGCACAGCAGCCAGAAAGAGAGUCCAGAAGUAAAUAAUAUAUGGAGCGCAAAUUAAGUUGCUCUUUGGCUCAUUUCUGGGAGGUUUUUUUUGUAGCACUGGAAUUUUUUCUUUCCUUUUAAAUGACAAAUCCUGUAAAAACAYGGACUGCUGUUUGUACCUGUUUUUGAAGAAUAAAUGUUUUAUUAAAAUAUUUGCAUAAUUUAUGUGUACUUAAAUACUAAUGCAAAAUUUUGCCAACUUUUGAAGUGGGGAUGCGUUUUUAUUCUUAUAUACACAAAUUCAUGCCUUAAAGGCAAACUAAAAGAGAGUGCUUUUUCUGCUUUAUAAUGUAGAGAUAAAGCAUUAUUUAAUAGUUUCAUGAUGGAUACUGUAGAAGAAACAACCGUGUUGCAUCUGACUUCUUCCAGUUUUGAGUAAAGUCAUAUUGGUGAUCCCUUAGAUAAACAUUGAGAUGAAGUCUGAAAAAGCAGAAAUAGCUUUUAAAUAUUUUUCAAGUUUUGAAUUAAAAUCAGAACUUAAGGCAAAAAUCAUAUCCUUCCAUUCUAGUUUGUAUAAAAUGCAUUUAAAGAAUUCUUUGGAAGACAGGUACUGAAUUUUAGCCUUUUUUUGCAUAGUAUUUGUGUUUAUUACACUUUCCAAUUAUUCACAGUUUCUCUGGAAAGAAGGAGACCAGAAUUUCAAAUAAAGGGCCCAGGGCAAAGGAAAGAACCAACCAAAAACCAAUGCUUAUUCUCAACCACCCUCUCAGGUUUUCUUUUUAUAUUAGCAAAAAGACUAGAAAAGUUAUACUUGUGAGUAACUUUGUACAGUAUCUAGUUCCAGUGAAAUAUUGUCUCACAUCUGCUUCUCAUAGCAACAAUGGUUUACAUGCUCCUCAAGUAUUAAAAAAGUUAAUCUUCCAAAUCCUUUUGUAAAAGCACUUUCCUGCUUAGCUUUGAGUCCUCUCUUCAGAGUUCUACGUCAAGUAAUAGAGAGAAUUUCAGUGUGAAACACUUCUACCUUUUAUAUGUUUACUGCAACAUAAACAUAAUAAGGCAGGAACAUCAUUCUUAUCAGGGUAACUGAAAGUUUGGCAAACCAAAAGGAAUCCUUAUGAGCCAGUGAGAGGUGGAGUGUCCAGCUUUCUUGAUUGUAAAAUAACUGAGUAGCUACUCACACAAAUAAAUAUGUUGUAGCAUGAAAUGUUGAAUGAAUGAAUGAAUGAAUGAUGUUUUGUAACAAUGGAAUCUGUUGUUUUGAAAUAAAACUGGAAUAGCAUAUUUAAAGGUGCUUUCUCAUUUCUGUUGACUGUUGGGCUCAUUUUCAUGGGUAUUAGCAAAGAGGCUGACAACUUUAGCACAGCAUUCUCUUCAUUUCAGAUGUAAAAAUAGGACUGCUAAAGCCUCUCUCAUGUUUAAAACUCAAAUCAAGCUAUCAUUUUAAUGACUUUGUUUAAUCAUUUUAUUCAGAAAGUAUGUUACACUGUUCUGAAUAGCUAUUGUCAGGAAGGCAUACUGUAUUCUGUUCCUUGUCACAUACUCAAAGUUAAUGUCAUUCUUUUGUACUUUGGUUGUUAGACAUUUUAUUUUUUAGUAACUUAUUUAUCAGUAAACUUCCUUUCAUUAC